Trypanosoma rangeli is the source of this 768-nucleotide messenger RNA. RefSeq lists its product as uncharacterized. The coding region runs from base 1 to 768 and encodes 255 amino acids. The transcript has a single exon. NCBI's taxonomy places the organism in Eukaryota, Euglenozoa, Kinetoplastea, Trypanosomatida, Trypanosomatidae. The record is from RefSeq and is a predicted model, not a curated record.
AUGCUGCGCAGGAACAUUUUUUUUUUCUUUAUCUUUACGUUUUGCUUCCUCAAUAACAUUGUUUCUUCACAGGGGAAAAACGGCGGCGUGUACUGGCGUGCGAGCCUUAUAGCAAGGGGAACUUCGCCUCUCAUGGAGCUUGAUGUUGUCAGCGAUGGGGAGGUGUACGCCCGUGCGCUGCAGGAGGCAAGGUGGGAUGUCUUGCAGGGAUUAAAUGUGGAAAGAGACUGGCAGCAGCUUCAAAAGCGACACCCAUUCUUCCGCGAUGUUGUCAUGGACGCUGGUCGACAAGCAAAACAGUUGGCAUCGGUGCUGGCAGCAACGGAGUUUUUCCUACAGCGGCUGCUUUGGUGUUGCAAAAAUAACACCGCGCCAAGCUUUAUUGAUUCAGGUAAGGUGAAGCGUUGGCACGAUUCUCUUGCCGUGUUUAUCUCACUCUGUGAAUCUUCCCCUGUCCCGACACAAGCGCGGUGGGUGGCUGAGAUGCGGCAACGCGCCGGUGGGCCACAUGACUGUGGUGCCAUGAGCGUGGAAAGUGGCGAGAAAAACAAUGGCGGUGAUUACAAUAAGAAUGGAGGGGUAGAUAAGGAUGAUGAUGAUGAUGGUUCAUUUGUAAAUAGUCGUUUAAAAGAGUUGGUGACACAGUGUGUUGCCGUUGGGCGAAUGUGGUGCUGUCAGCGCCGUGGGGAAGAUGACAUGUCUGUGAAGGAGCGCCGUGCCAUCUCCGUUAUGGAAGCGUUUGCAGCCCCACAGACGCUUGACUGGUGA